Molecule: messenger RNA, 847 nt
Organism: Laetiporus sulphureus 93-53
Lineage: Eukaryota; Fungi; Basidiomycota; Agaricomycetes; Polyporales; Laetiporaceae
Exons: 6
Coding region: 78-548 (156 amino acids)
Biological process (GO): ribosomal large subunit assembly; translation
Cellular component (GO): cytosolic large ribosomal subunit; ribosome
Molecular function (GO): structural constituent of ribosome; rRNA binding
Source: RefSeq, a predicted model, not a curated record
GCGGCUCAUUCAGAAGUUCCAAAAUCUUAUCCACCCACGCAACAUCCGGCGACAUUCGUCAAGAGUAGGCAGCAGCGAUGGCUCCGACAAAGACUUCCAAGGGUAAGGCGACGAAGGCGUCGCCCAAGGACGCCAAAGCAAAGGCUGCGAAGAAGGCUGCGCUCGCCGGCACUCACCAGCACAGCGCGCGCAAAGUGCGCCACUCCGUCUCGUUCCACCGUCCCAAGACCCUCCGCCUUCCCCGUGACCCCAAGUACCCCCGUAAAUCGAUCCCUCAUGCACCGCGGAUGGACCAGUUCAGGACGAUUGUCUCGCCAUUGAACACGGAGUCUGCCAUGAAGAAGAUUGAAGAGCACAACACCCUCGUCUUCAUCGUUGACCUUCGGGCGAAUAAGCGCCAGAUCAAGGACGCUGUAAAGAAGCUGUACGACGUCCAGGCUGCGAAGAUCAACACGCUCAUCCGCCCUGACGGCAAGAAAAAGGCGUACGUGCGUCUCACAUCAGACCACGAUGCACUGGAUGUUGCAAACAAGAUUGGGUUCAUUUAAUCGCCUCCUUUGGGCAUUCACCUUUAGCCAGCCAAGCUACUUGGUGCAGUGCAUCGCACGCCCGCACUGCUGGCGUUGUCGUACUCCUGCAUUGCAUCCGCAUCUAUCUGUCUGAUCCUGUCAUGUACGCGUACCUUCCAUGCCCCAUAUCAAGCAAGAUAUGCUAUCCUCGCCGUCAAAAAUGGUUUGCCAUCUGCAUCUCUGCUCUAAGAUAUCACCGACGGUGAUGAUGUUGUCCUGGAUUUACGUAAAUAGCAGUGCGGGGGACUUAGGAUUCACAGAUUUACUGCCGUUGAAAC